This is a messenger RNA of Schistosoma curassoni, 579 nucleotides long. NCBI's taxonomy places the organism in Eukaryota, Metazoa, Platyhelminthes, Trematoda, Strigeidida, Schistosomatidae. The record is from the annotation of a GenBank genome assembly.
UUCGUUGUUUCAUGUGAAUGGCAUCAGGUUUUCGUAGUACCGUUUGGGAUCCAAUUCUAAUUAUCAGUCAAAUUGUAUUUAUGCAAUGUAUAUUUUAUAUAUCUGUCGGUUCCAUUUCUGGACUUCUACUAAUAAUCAUUUCACAUAAUUUACCAACAUUGGAUAUGAUUUUUAUUGAUACGAAAAUUCAUUUCCCCGAUUCAAUCGGUAUAUGUCUCUUUAUUGGUUUUCUAUUAACUCCAUUAAUAUGUAGUAUUGGAUUAUGGUUUAUUGUAAAACGCAGUAAACAAUGUCUUGAUUUUUCAUGUACUAUACAUUUUUGGCAUUUUAUAUUUUGUAUUAUUUAUUCGCAUAGUUUCCCUCAAUCUAUACUUUGGUGGAUUGUCAAUUUAUUAUCAAUUGCUAUAAUGACAGUAAUGGGUGAAUUUUUAUGUAUGCGAAGUGAAAUGGCUGAGAUUCCUUUAAGAUCUACAUACAGUGUUAGUUGAUUAUAUAAUCAUUAUCACAUGGUUAUUAUUUAUACUAAUUACAUUAUUUGUGUUUUGAUUUUUGCCAUUCAUAUAUUUAUUAAGAUUUUAU